AUGUCAGAAAUCCCCGCCGGUGGAACGUGGUUCGAUACCAUCCAGAAGUCCUUCGCGGAUGUCCCUAUCGCCGAGAAUGAGGGCAUCUCGACUGCCGAGUUCCUCGAGGCCGCCGAGGCCCUGACCACUCUCUUUGAUGUGCUCGGCUCCAAGGCCUUCCUCCCCGUCAAGAAUGAUCUGCUUGGCAACAUCAAGAAAGUCCGUGACCGGCAGCUGGCUGCCCCUGCGGAAUCCGAGACUCUACAGGAGCUGGUCUUGAACGAACUGAAGACCGGCAAGCACACCGCCACGGAGGGACUCGUCUGGCUGGUCCGCGGUCUCGACUUCACUGCGCAGGCUCUGCGCCACAAUGUCGACAACUCUGCAGUGGAACUCUCCAACUCCUUCCGCGAGGCUUACGGCGGCACCCUCAAGCCCCACCACUCUUUCGUGAUCAAGCCCAUCUUCAGCGCUGCCAUGUCGGCCACCCCGUACCGGAAGGACUUCUACGCCAAGCUGGGAGAUGACCAGGAGAAGGUCUCGGCUGCGCUUUCGAAGGAGGUCGCCGCUCUGGAGAAGGUGGUGAGCAUCCUGAAGACCUUCCAGGCACGCAAGGAAGCCCAAUGGUAG
Molecule: messenger RNA, 609 nt
Organism: Penicillium alfredii
Lineage: Eukaryota; Fungi; Ascomycota; Eurotiomycetes; Eurotiales; Aspergillaceae
Product: GLTP domain-containing protein
Exons: 4
Coding region: 1-609 (202 amino acids)
Biological process (GO): ceramide transport; intermembrane lipid transfer
Cellular component (GO): membrane; cytosol; cytoplasm
Molecular function (GO): ceramide 1-phosphate transfer activity; ceramide 1-phosphate binding
Source: RefSeq, a predicted model, not a curated record